AAAUAAUUUUAAUAAGCAUUUGUAAGGAUUAUGUAAGACAAUGAAUUACUAUAAAAGUCAGGGAUUUUUUUUUUUUUCAUAAAAUUAUUGUUAAAUCAAAAUUAAAAAUAUUAUGAUAUCCUCUAUAACUACUGCUACUAAGAUUGCUAGAACCAUUACAAAGGCUGUUCUUUCAAGAGAACAAAUGGAUGGAGUGGGUGCUAAAGUGUAUCGUUCUAUUGGCAGCAAUGCUCUUCGUAACUUGGAUCCUUUCUUAAUGUUGGAUGAAUUUGAUGUUCAUGCUCCUGGAGGAUUCCCAGAUCAUCCUCAUAGAGGAUUUGAAACGGUAACUUAUAUGUUGGAAGGUGAAUUCUUACAUGAAGACUUUAAAGGUCAUAAAGGUCGAAUUGGUCCUGGUGAUUUACAAUGGAUGUCUGCAGCUCGUGGUAUCGUUCAUGCUGAGAUCCCUGCAAGUAAUAAGAGGUCACAUGGUCUUCAACUUUGGGUUAAUCUUUCGAGCAAAGACAAGAUGUCAGAACCCAAUUAUCAAGAAUAUCCUAAAGAAAAAGUAACUCAAGUUAUUCCUGAAGAAGGUGUGACGAUUAAAGUCAUUGCAGGUGAAUCCUAUGGUGUUAAAAGUCCUGUCAUGACUAGAACACCUACUAUGUUUAUUGAUGUUAAAUUGAAAAAGGGGAAAAAGAUGGAACAAAUCAUUCCCAAGAGCUAUGCAGGCUUUAUUUAUACAAUUUCAGGUACGGGCUUAUUUGGUGGUAAUCAUCAUUCAUCAGAAGCACAUCAUACCUUAGUUUUAAGUGAUAAUGAAGGUGACUUUAUUCCUAUUGAAUCUACUUCGGAUGAUUGUCAUUUUGUUAUUAUUGCUGGUGAACCUAUUAAAGAAUCUACAGUUCAGCAUGGUCCUUUUGUAAUGAAUACUAGGCGUGAAAUAGAGCAAGCCUUUGCUGACUAUCAACAAGGCAAAAAUGGCUUUGAAGGUGCCCCUGAAUGGGUUUCAUCUAUUAGAGAUCGUUGGACUUUUUAAAUUUUUUAUUCUUGUAUCAUUAUUUUUUUUUUGUCGCUUUAUAAUAACCUAUUUGUAUGUUCACUCUCUUAUAUCCUAAUAUAAAUAAAAACAGUUUUCUUCUUAUUUUAAUAAACUGAAUUCUAAAAUAAUUGAAACGAAACGAAUAAAAGAUGAUCGUCUAUUUUGUAAACAGUGACUUAAUUAUGAUAUAUAAGAAAG
Molecule: messenger RNA, 1219 nt
Organism: Cokeromyces recurvatus
Lineage: Eukaryota; Fungi; Mucoromycota; Mucoromycetes; Mucorales; Mucoraceae
Product: RmlC-like cupin domain-containing protein
Exons: 3
Coding region: 113-1018 (301 amino acids)
Source: RefSeq, a predicted model, not a curated record